AUGGCAAAUGGGACCAGAGUGAAGGAAUUCAUACUCUUGGGCUUGACUGAUGACUAUAAGCUUAAAAUCUUGAUAUUUCUCCUACUGUUCAGCACAUAUAUGUUGACCAUCAUGGGGAACUUACUCAUUAUUGCAAUCACACUGGUGGACCAUCGUCUCUAUACCCCAAUGUAUUUCUUCCUACGACAUGUUGCAUUUGUGGAGAUUGGUUACACCACCACCAUCAUUCCCAAAGCAUUGGCCAAUAUGGCUAUGGGCCAGAAAACGAUCUCUGUAGCUGCUUGCUUCACCCAGACUUACCUAUACUUCAGCCUGGGAACUACAGAGUUCUUUCUGUUGGCAGUAAUGUCUGUGGACAGGUAUGUGGCUGUCUGCAACCCCCUCCGCUACUCAACCAUAAUGAAUGAUCGAAUCUGUUCAUUGUUAGUGCUUUGCUGUUGGAUUGUAGGAUUUUUGCUAAUUUUUGGUCCAGCAGUUGCAUUAUUCCAGAUGUCAUUUUGUGGCUCGAAUACCAUCAACCAUUUUUUCUGCGACAAUGGACCUUUACUCAAGCUUGUUUGUGCAGACACAGAUCUAGUGGAACUCAUGUCUUUCCUGUCGGCUAUACUGACUCUCAUUGGGUCCUUGACAGUAAAUCUUGUGUCCUAUGGCCAUAUUAUUUUUAGCGUCUUGUGCAUCCCGUCAACUGCAGGGAGGCAGAAGGCCUUCUCCACUUGCUCCUCGCACAUCAUUGUGGUCUCCAUCACAUACGGCAGUUGCAUUUUCUUGUAUGUAAAGCCAAAAGGCACAAGCAGGUUAGACUUCAGCAAGUCAGUGGCUGUCCUUAACACCAUUAUAUCCCCUCUUCUUAUACCAUUCAUAUAUUGCCUGAGGAACAAACAAGUGAAGGAUGCCUUAAUAGGUACCUUUAGAAAGGGACUUGUGCUCUGGAAGAAUGCAAGACGAUAG
Heteronotia binoei (common prickly gecko) is the source of this 948-nucleotide messenger RNA. RefSeq names its product olfactory receptor 6C74-like. The coding region runs from base 1 to 948 and encodes 315 amino acids. The record is from RefSeq and is a predicted model, not a curated record. Gene Ontology annotation, biological process: G protein-coupled receptor signaling pathway. The transcript has a single exon. NCBI's taxonomy places the organism in Eukaryota, Metazoa, Chordata, Lepidosauria, Squamata, Gekkonidae. Gene Ontology annotation, cellular component: membrane. Gene Ontology annotation, molecular function: olfactory receptor activity; G protein-coupled receptor activity.